Messenger RNA from Schistosoma turkestanicum, 974 nucleotides. Lineage: Eukaryota; Metazoa; Platyhelminthes; Trematoda; Strigeidida; Schistosomatidae. The record is from the annotation of a GenBank genome assembly.
AGGAUUAGAUAUUCCUCAUGUUGAAUUUGUUAUCAAUUAUAAUGUUCCAUUAUCGGAGAAAACUUAUCGACAUCGUGUUGGCAGAACUGCACGUGCUGGUCAAAAUGGCAUUGCACUAACCAUAGUGACACGUGAUGUAGCACAAAGUUUUUUAGAAUUAGAAGCUGCCUUACUACCUUAUCUGCCAUUAUCAACUACUACCAAUAAUAGUAAUACUUCACCUGGAAUACCUCGUUGGCCUAUUCCACUGCCAGAUUUACAUAGUCGAAAUGGUUUGUUAACUCGUCGUCGUUUAGCUGAUCAAGCUUGGUCAAGAGCUUCAAAGACUAUUCGAUCUCAGCUUGAAAGCCAUCAUCAUCGUCGUCAUCAUCUGGACAGUAAUAAUAAUAACCUAACCGAUCUAGAUCCGAUGAUCGAUGAAGAAGAAUUCAUUGAAGCCUAUGCUAAUUCUGAUGAUGAUGACGACGACGAUGAGUAUAGUACUGAUAAUUCAUCUAUCUCUGGUUCAUCCUCCUCAAAUGGGGAAUCGUCGAAGAAAUCCCAUCCCGCUACUAUUACUGCUACUACUACAACUAAUACCCUAUUAGAAACAUCUGGUCAAGCUGGUAUUAACGCUGCACGUAGAACAUGGAAAUCUAUGGCGAAAAUGUAUAAACUUCAAAAGAAAUCGAAAAUUGAAUCGGAAGAAUUACAGCGUGCAUCUCAAACAAUCGGUUGGGGUAUUAACACAUUGAAUGAUAAUAUGACGAGUGUCAAUGAUAAUGACAAUAACGCUGAAAAUGUUCACGAUGAUAAUGAUGAUGACGCUGAUGCUGAUGAACAAGAGAUUAAUCGUUAUGAACAACCAAUUAAAACAAAAUAUGCUAAAAUUGAACAAUUGAAAAAAGCGAAUCGAUUAAAACAAAAGAGGCGAUGAGUCAUAACCAUAAUGAAUCAUCAUCAUCAUCAUCAUAAUGAUGAUGAUGAUGAUUGUG